CAAAAAAUAAAAGAUAAAUAAAAACGGUGCUUCGAAAAAACUGUUAUACCUUAUUUCUUCUCUGCUCAUGUUUGCUCAUGUUUCUUGAAAACGUUAUUUAGCCAAAUUUUUGUCCAAAAUGAGUGUUUUGAACGAUUUGUUUAGUCAAAUACUUCAUUCAGAAGAAAAGACUCGCGAACGAUUCUCAAAACUUCGUACAGUAAACAACGAAAUCCGAGCAUGCCAGCUACAGAUACGCGAAGUGCAAGCUGAUCUAAACUCCCUGGCAGAAACAUUGCGAGUGAAAACACAUCGACUCGCAGAAGAGGAGCGUGAAGUCAACUGGUUAAAAGUUCGAGAAAACGUUCUGAAGGAAAAGCAAAAACAACUGCAUGAUAAGAACGUUGAAAUUGAAACCGCUCUGAAAAGGGUUAUGGAGUCAUCUGACAAUGAAAGGGAUGCCUUCACCUGUCAAGUAUCCAAUUUUUUAAAAUUCCACGAUUUGACAGGGCAGGGAAAGCGCAAGCGGGAAGAUGAGGACUCUUCAAAACUAAAGCAAAUGAGAUUAGAGGAGACACGACUUAGAAUGAACCUGAAAAAUCUUCAAACUCAGCAGGGUGAAGUAGGUUUACUAGUAAAAAAGAACAAAGUAUUAGCUGAAGCAGAGGAAAAUCUCUCCAGAACCAUUAAUGUUCUUGAAAAAACCUUAGAAAAAGAAUACAAAACAACAGAGAUGCUGGAGAAAGAGAAAGCUGCUGCAGGCUCAAGAUUACAGAGUGAUGCAGAGUUCAGGAGAUUGAGUGCUGAGUUAGAGGCUGCCAGGGAUGGGAGCAUGGAAGGAAUUUGUGAAGCUCUGUCAGAAGAGUUGAAGGAGCUACAACAGCUACUAUUAAAACAAGAACUUCAGCGCCAGAAGAAACAGCAGGAACAACAACACAAACCAGAAAGAAGCGAUACAAGAAGAAGCUUUAAAGAGAGUAUGAGAAACAGAGGUAGAACAUGGCGCUAUAAUCUCAACAGAAGCCUGGGGGAUGGAGAGCAACAGAAAAUAGAUAAUAUACAGAUGGAAAUCAAGGAUGAAGAUCUCAUUGACCUCUCCCCUUGACUUUAAACAAGGACUAUAAUCUGUCAUACUAUUUGCACUUAAAUGCUGUUUAAUAAAACCUUUUUUGUAAUCUAA
This is a messenger RNA of Nematostella vectensis (starlet sea anemone), 1159 nucleotides long. Its product is annotated as polyamine-modulated factor 1-binding protein 1. The record is from RefSeq and is a predicted model, not a curated record. The transcript has 8 exons. Gene Ontology annotation, cellular component: cytoplasm. The coding region runs from base 119 to 1084 and encodes 321 amino acids. Lineage: Eukaryota; Metazoa; Cnidaria; Anthozoa; Actiniaria; Edwardsiidae.